UGAUUUCCUGUUUUAUAAAAUCCCCAAAACACUAUACCUAAUAUGUGCAUUGGACUAUAUAGAAUAUACUACUAGUCGUUAUUCACCACUACACCCUCGCAUUCCUAUUAUUUCCCUCUACAAACAUGGUUGGCAUGUCAAUUUUUCUAUCCCUUGCACACCCACUAUUGAUAGCCAUCCUCUGCAUCUCUCUCUACUCGCUGCACACAAUCUCAUGCAGAUUCCGGCGAGAGUACAGCAAGUUUCCCGGCCACGGACCGCCGACGUACCCGAUCAUCGGAUGCCUAUUUUCCUUCUACAAGAACAGCCACCGCCUGCUGGACUGGUACACCGAACUCCUCUCCGAUUCCGCGACGCAGACGAUCGUGAUCCGCCGGUUCGGGGCCCGCCGGACCAUCAUAACGGCGAACCCGGAAAACGUGGAGCACGUGCUCAAGACAAGAUUCAGCAACUACCCAAAAGGCAAGGCAUUCACUGAAAUCCUGGGUGACUUUCUUGGCCGUGGGAUAUUCAAUGUGGAUGGGGAGCUGUGGUACACCCAGCGCAAGUUAGCCAGCCAUGAGUUCAGUGCCAGAUCAUUACAAGAGUACAUCGUGAGCACUCUGGUGGAGGAGGUGGAAUCUAAACUUCUCCCGAUCAUGGAGUCUCUGGCAAUGGAAGGUGAUCAAAAGGUUGUGGAUUUGCAAGAGUUGCUGAGAGGAUUAGCCUUUGACAUCGUUUGCAGGCUGUCACUAGGGAUUGAUCCCUGUUGCCUUGAUCCUUCUCUCUCCGUCUCACCCCUCGCAGGUGCUUUCAAUGUGGCGUCUGCGAUGAGUGCCAAACGGGCGCUGGAACCGGUUUCGGUCAUUUGGAAGAUCAAGAGAAUGCUUGGACUCGGGUCGGAAAGAAGACUCAAGGACGCCAUUGGAGAAAUCCGUGCAUUCGUCGCAAAGAUCAUACGCGACAAGAAGAAGCGCAUUUUCGAUGAGGAGAGAGCGGGAGAGGAUCUCCUGUCGAAGAUGAUACUGGCAGGGCACGACGAGGCGUUUCUGAGGGAUAUGGCGAUAAGCUUUAUAAUGGCGGGGAGGGACACGACCUCGGCCGCCAUGACGUGGCUCUUCUACGUGCUUUCGCGAAAUCGGGACGUAGAACAAGAGGUGGUCCGGGAGCUGGGAUUUGUUGAAGACGAGAGAUUGUCGAGCUACGAAAAACUCAAGGAAAUGAGAUACCUGGAGGCUUGCCUUUGCGAGUCGAUGCGGCUCUUCCCUCCGGUUGCUUGGGACUCGAAGCACGCGAUCGCCGACGACUCCUUGCCGGACGGAACGACGGUUCGCGCCGGAGACAGGGUGACUUAUUUCCCUUACGGAAUGGGGAGGAUGAAGGCACUGUGGGGGUCGGACCGGUUGGAGUUUAAACCGGAAAGAUGGUUUCCUGAACCGGGGAAAGAGGGUAGGGGAUGGUUCAAGAAGGUGUGUCCAUAUAAGUUUCCGGUUUUUCAAGCCGGUCCGAGAGUGUGCCUUGGGAAAGAAAUGGCUUUCAUCCAAAUGAAGUACGUUGUGGCUUCGAUACUCAAGCGGUUCGAGAUUAGACCGGCCGGUUUGGGCAGUCCGGUCUUUGUGCCCAUGUUGACCGCUCAUAUGGCCGGUGGUUUCAAGGUCUUCGUCCGCAGGAGACAGGAACCCAUCAUUGUCACAAGCCCCAAGAAUCGAUCAAACCAUUAGUAAUAGAAGUCAACGAUUUGAGCACCCGCGGCUGCAAGCGCAUUAGCAUGAGACAACUGUUUUGGAUCUGAGAGAUGCAUUCCGAUUACCAAAGCUCACAUGUGUUUGGAGUCUUGGUCUUGCAGUUAGUUUACUACAGUAUGUUUUACCCACGACGGGAAGAGACGAAUUUGUGCAUAGUUACGCAGCAGUGCUUUAUUCUAUGUAUAAAGUGUAAACAUCUUGUUCAGGAAUACGACGUAUCGAGGUCCAGAACUUUACAUA
Rhododendron vialii is the source of this 1964-nucleotide messenger RNA. RefSeq names its product cytochrome P450 94B3-like. The transcript is spliced from 2 exons. The coding region runs from base 126 to 1700 and encodes 524 amino acids. NCBI's taxonomy places the organism in Eukaryota, Viridiplantae, Streptophyta, Magnoliopsida, Ericales, Ericaceae. Gene Ontology annotation, molecular function: heme binding; oxidoreductase activity, acting on paired donors, with incorporation or reduction of molecular oxygen; monooxygenase activity. The record is from RefSeq and is a predicted model, not a curated record.